This is a messenger RNA of Zingiber officinale, 1687 nucleotides long. RefSeq names its product endoplasmic reticulum-Golgi intermediate compartment protein 3-like. The coding region runs from base 244 to 1398 and encodes 384 amino acids. The transcript is spliced from 12 exons. NCBI's taxonomy places the organism in Eukaryota, Viridiplantae, Streptophyta, Magnoliopsida, Zingiberales, Zingiberaceae. The record is from RefSeq and is a predicted model, not a curated record. Gene Ontology annotation, cellular component: endoplasmic reticulum; COPII-coated ER to Golgi transport vesicle.
GCAAUAAAUCUGCUCCAGUAGAGAAAUGACUCAAUUAGGUAGCUUCCACAAGACGCCGGCGGCGACCUAAUCGCGCUCUCGCCUCCGAUCCGGUUCUUCUCGACCUCGGUCGGAAUCGGCAGCGGAGGACGGAGGAGGGGGAGAGAGAGAGGGAGAGAGAGUGAUCCUUGAACUCUCUCCGGGGUUCUUCUUCCGGAGCUGGUGCUACAGAGGGGUUAAAGUGGGGCUUUCCGCUGUCCUGCGAUGGAGAUCUUGAAUAAGUUGAGGAAUCUGGACGCGUACCCCAAGAUCAACGAGGAUUUCUAUAGCCGGUCGUUGUCCGGGGGCUUCAUCACUAUCGUCUCGUCCGUCGUCAUGCUGCUCUUGUUCAUCUCCGAGAUCAGAAUGUACCUUUAUGCAGCAACUGAAACUAAGCUAAUAGUAGAUACCUCCAGAGGGGAAAUGUUGCGUAUCAAUUUUGAUGUUACCUUUCCAGCAAUUCCUUGUUCUCUUCUCAGUGUUGAUACAAUGGAUAUCAGUGGUGAGAGGCACUAUGACAUAAGACACGAUAUUGUGAAGAAAAGAAUGGAUCAUCUGGGUAAUGUUAUUGAAUCAAAACAAGAUGGUGUUGGUGCACCUAAGAUCGAAAGACCUUUACAGAAGCAUGGUGGAAGACUUGAUCAUAAUGAGUCCUAUUGUGGUUCUUGUUAUGGGGCAGAAACGUCAGAUGAUCAUUGCUGCAACUCAUGCGAAGAAGUUCGUGAAGCAUACCAGAAGAAAGGUUGGGGUAUGACAAAUCCAGAUCAUAUCGAUCAGUGCAAGAGAGAGGGAUUCAUUGAGAGAGUAAAGGAGGAAAAUGGUGAAGGAUGCAACAUUGAUGGUUUUGUGGAAGUGAGCAAAGUUGCUGGAAAUUUUCACUUUGCCCCUGGAAAAAGCUUCCAUGGAUCUUUCAAUUUUUUGCAAGAUCUACUAGGCAUUCAGACUGACAAUUAUAAUAUAAGCCACAAAAUAAACAAAUUAUCUUUUGGAAAGGAAUUCCCUGGUGUCAUAAACCCACUUGAUGGUGUCAAGUGGACGCACACAACUACUUCUGGAAUGUAUCAAUAUUUCAUCAAAGUUGUUCCUACAAUCUAUACUGAUAUCAGAGGCCGUAAAAUUUACUCCAACCAGUUCUCAGUAACAGAGCACUUCAGAGAUGCAGAUGCAUAUCCGAAGCCGCCUGCUGGCGUUUACUUCUUUUAUGACUUCUCCCCAAUCAAGGUCAUAUUUACUGAAGAAAAUGCAUCGCUGCUGCACCUUUUCACCAAUGUGUCUGCUAUUAUUGGAGGUGUUUUUACUGUCUCCGGAAUCAUUGAUGCUUUUAUCUACCAUGGGCAUCGGGCAAUCAAGAAGAAGAUGGAACUUGGGAAGCACUCAUGAUUCCACCAUGGAUUGGAAUAUGGUUUACUUGAGGGAGGGGUCUGCCAACUCCAUUCGUUUGUGGGCAUAUAAGCUAGAGCGCAAAGAUGUAUACAACGGAAACAAAAGUCUGAUGAGAAUCGUCUAGUUGAUGUGUAGAACUCCAUUGCUGUUGUCAAGACCAAUGAUUUCUUUCCUUCAAACUUGAACAGAUGGAAAAUGUGGUUCCCAUCUUAGACUCCUAAAAUGAUUUUUAAAAACCAUAUAACAUCUUUUUACAUAGAAUAAAGUUUUAAAAGAAUCAUAAACA